Messenger RNA from Otolemur garnettii (small-eared galago), 2895 nucleotides. It is a transcript of the gene CTSK, whose product is annotated as cathepsin K. The coding region runs from base 1305 to 2309 and encodes 334 amino acids. NCBI's taxonomy places the organism in Eukaryota, Metazoa, Chordata, Mammalia, Primates, Galagidae. The transcript is spliced from 7 exons. Gene Ontology annotation, biological process: immune response. Gene Ontology annotation, cellular component: lysosome. The record is from RefSeq and is a predicted model, not a curated record. Gene Ontology annotation, molecular function: cysteine-type endopeptidase activity.
UUCAACUUCCUCAACCUUUUAACUUUUCCUUCCUGCCAGUUCUCUUUUUUAGGAGUAUUAGAGACAGUGACUUGGGGAUCAAAAUAAACUUUGUAGGCUCUGCAGAUGAAAACAGAAAUAGUCAUUUCCUGGCCAAGUAUAUAUAUACUUGGUUGUCAGUAAAAGUAAAGGGUACAGGGAAUCCUUACCCAUCCCUUACAAGUAGCUUCUCAGGAUUUUCUGCCUUGGCCAAAAAGGACCAAAGGGUUAACUCAUUAAUGGAGAGGAGGUGGAGCGCCACAGGGGUGAUGGCCUGGUGCUUCCUGAGACAUCUCAAAGCUUGAUGCGCCAGCUAUUAAAUUACACCAGCUUGCAAAGAUUACACAAAAAUGGACUAUAAAUUGAGAAAUUACGCAAGUUGUAUGAUUUGCUUCGCCUGCAAAUGUUUCAUAAAAUGGAGGAUUUGUAAUUAAGCAAGCCAAUGCAAGAAAUGAGCUAAGCUAGAGUAAACUUCUGAAUUUAAUCAUCAUAGAAUUGUCUUACAUUGUUCUAACAGGCCUUGAUUCUAAGGCUCUUUGUCCUGUGUUGCAGCUAGAGGUUUUUUGUUGGUGGUGAGGGGGAAUCUUCCAACUCAUAGCAUCUGGUUAAGAUUAGGGCAGUUCCUGCCUGAGGAGCGAGGGGAAAGAAAGGAGUGUAAGGAGACAGAGAAGAAACACUCAACUUUUCUAUUGUCCUCUUCUGAUAAGACCUGGAAAAGUACUAGAAUUUAAGCAAGGAAGAGAAUACUCUGAAAAAAUAAUCAGAAAGCAGAAUUUAGCUUGGAAUUCUCUCCUUUCUGUAUUCUGCAACCCUAUCCAUGCCCUCACCUUGUUCAUCUCCAAGUCUGCUGGGAACCCUAGAGGAAACAGAGCUUACCCCAGUCUGGAUAUACAGUACCCGUUUUCUGGUUGUCUGUGCAAGUUUUUGUGUGUGUGUGUGUGUGUGUAUAAGAGAGAGUGUUAUUUGAAUCUCCUUAGGUCAGAAUACUUGGAAGCAGAUGUACCCAAACUUAGGCCCCUCCUAUUAUAGGAAAAUCACCAUUUGCUCUCUACCUUCCUCACAGAGGCUAGUUUUCCUCUGCCUAAUGGUUCAGAGGAAGGGAUUCAUUGAGAGCACAAAUCCCCGGGUUAUCACUGUAUUCAUGUAUUUUACUUUUACUUGUUUUUCAAGGAAGCCUACAACUCCUAAAAGGUUCAGAGCUGCCUCUCUAGGAAUAUGACUUCCCCUAUGCCCUCACCCCAAGCCAGGCUGUCACCCUUCUGCUGAGUGAAAGUCUUUCCCUAAUUAUGCCCUUCCCUAGGAUGUGGGGACUCAAGGUCAUGCUGCUACCCAUGGUGAGCUUUGCUCUGUACCCUGAGGAGAUACUGGACACUCAGUGGGAGCUAUGGAAGAAGACGCACAGGAAGGAGUAUGAUAGCAAGGUGGAUGAAAUCUCUCGGCGUUUAAUUUGGGAAAAAAACCUGAAGUAUAUUUCCAUCCAUAACCUUGAGGCCUCUCUUGGUGUCCAUACAUAUGAACUGGCCAUGAACCACUUGGGGGACAUGACCAGUGAAGAAGUGGUUCAGAAGAUGACUGGACUCAAAGUGCCCCCCUCUCGUUCCCACAGUAACGAUACCCUCUAUAUCCCUGACUGGGAAGGCAGAGCCCCAGAUUCUAUUGACUAUCGAAAGAAAGGAUAUGUUACUCCUGUGAAAAACCAGGGUCAGUGUGGUUCCUGUUGGGCAUUUAGCUCUGUGGGUGCCCUGGAGGGCCAACUCAAGAAGAAAACUGGCAAACUCUUAAAUCUGAGUCCCCAGAACCUGGUGGAUUGUGUGUCUGACAAUGAUGGCUGUGGAGGGGGCUACAUGACCAAUGCUUUCCAGUAUGUGCAGAAGAACCGGGGCAUUGACUCUGAAGAUGCCUACCCAUAUGUGGGACAGGAUGAAAGCUGCAUGUACAACCCAACUGGCAAGGCAGCUAAAUGCAGAGGGUACAGAGAGAUCCCUGAGGGGAAUGAGAAAGCCCUGAAGAGGGCAGUGGCCCGAGUGGGACCCAUUUCUGUGGGUAUUGAUGCAAGCCUAACCUCCUUCCAGUUUUACAGCAAAGGUGUGUACUAUGAUGAAAGUUGCAAUAGUGACAAUGUCAACCAUGCGGUUUUGGCAGUAGGAUAUGGAAUCCAGAAAGGAAACAAACACUGGAUAAUUAAAAACAGCUGGGGAGAAAACUGGGGAAACAAAGGCUAUAUCCUCAUGGCUCGGAAUAAGAACAACGCCUGUGGCAUUGCCAACCUGGCCAGCUUCCCUAAGAUGUGAUUCCAGCCAGCUGACUCCAUCCUGCUGUCCCAUUCAUCUUCUGCAGUGGUGCAGUGUAGCAGCAUACUUUGGAAGGGAGUUAGUGUGCCAUUCUUGAAGCAGAUGUGGUGUCACCAAUCUGCCUUUCAGUUUCUCCAUUUGUUUGGACUCCAGGCAAUCCUUGCUACUGUCCUUCCCCGCACCCAAGUCUUUUCUCAUCGUGGCCACAGCAGGAAUUUCCCUGACAGGUGUGCACUCUUAGGCUGAGAGAUGCGACCACAGCCUGCCCCGGUGGGUUGUCCUGGGGCUGAUGCUUUCCAGGUAGAGGCAGAGAUCUUCAUGGAGGCUAGAUUCUCACUUAUUGGAAUUAGUUAGCUUUAACCACCCUCCACAACUAGGGUAACCUUACUACAGUUUCCAAAUUCCCUUCUACUAUACCCUCAAGGUAGAAAUUCCUGUAUUUUCCACUACAGUUCAUAAGUAUAUUCAUUAAACCUUUGGUACAAGUUUACAUCAUAUGAGAAAUGUGUUUUCCUUUCUCUUUGCAAUUUUGAAAUAAAGUAUUUGUCUCUUGUCUACAGUUUAAUAAAUAGUACUUAGUACACAU